Messenger RNA from Salvelinus namaycush (lake trout), 1456 nucleotides. Its product is annotated as gamma-aminobutyric acid receptor subunit gamma-2. Gene Ontology annotation, biological process: regulation of postsynaptic membrane potential; nervous system process; synaptic transmission, GABAergic. The transcript has 10 exons. Gene Ontology annotation, cellular component: GABA-A receptor complex; dendrite membrane; neuron projection. NCBI's taxonomy places the organism in Eukaryota, Metazoa, Chordata, Actinopteri, Salmoniformes, Salmonidae. The coding region runs from base 1 to 1428 and encodes 475 amino acids. Gene Ontology annotation, molecular function: benzodiazepine receptor activity; GABA-A receptor activity; GABA-gated chloride ion channel activity. The record is from RefSeq and is a predicted model, not a curated record.
AUGGUGAUCAUUGCUCCUCCAAAUGUAGCAUCUAAAUACUCGAAAGCGAUGGCGAAGCCUUCCUUCUCUCUAAAGCUAUUUCUUUGGGUGUUUUUACUCGCUAAUCUUCCUACAAGCUCCCUCCAGACUGAAAAUGACGAUGAUGUGACAAACAAAACGUGGGUGUUGACUCCCAAAGUCUACGAGAGCGAUGUCACCAACAUCCUAAACAGCCUACUAGAUGGCUACGAUAACAAACUGCGACCAGAUAUAGGAGUAAAACCAACCGUGAUCCACACGGACAUGUUUGUCAACAGUAUUGGCCCAGUGAAUGCUAUCAAUAUGGAGUACACCAUCGACAUAUUUUUUGCCCAGACGUGGUAUGACCGGAGGUUAAAGUUCAACAGUACCAUGAAGGUCUUGCGUCUCAACAGCAACAUGGUGGGCAAGAUCUGGAUCCCUGACACCUUCUUCCGCAACUCUAAGAAGGCCGACGCCCACUGGAUCACCACACCCAAUCGUAUGCUCCGGAUCUGGAACGACGGACGGAUACUCUACACACUGCGGUUGACUAUUGAUGCCGAGUGCCAGCUUAAACUGAACAACUUCCCAAUGGAUGAGCACUCCUGUCCGCUGGAGUUUUCCAGCUAUGGCUACCCCAGAGAGGAGAUAGUGUACAAGUGGAAGAGGAGCUCCGUGGAGGUGGGAGACAUCCGCUCCUGGAGGCUCUACCAGUUCUCCUUCGUUGGCCUGAGGAAUACCAGCGAGAUCGUCAGGACUGUGUCAGGAGAUUACGUUGUGCUGACAGUCUUCUUCGACUUGAGCAGAAGGAUGGGUUACUUCACCAUUCAGACCUACAUCCCCUGCACUCUCAUCGUUGUUCUCUCCUGGGUUUCCUUCUGGAUCAACAAGGAUGCUGUGCCUGCUAGAACAUCCUUAGGCAUCACCACUGUGCUGACCAUGACUACGCUAAGUACCAUAGCCAGGAAGUCGCUGCCUAAGGUGUCCUACGUGACGGCCAUGGACCUCUUUGUGUCCGUAUGCUUCAUCUUCGUCUUUGCCGCGCUGAUAGAAUACGGAACACUGCACUACUUUGUAAGCAACAGGAAGCCAAGCACAAAAAAGGACAAGAAGAAGAAAAACCCGCUCCUCCGGCUCUUUUCCUCAAAGACCCCUACGGUGGACAUACGCCCUCGCUCAGCCACCGCCAUCCAGAUGAACAACGCCACCCACAUGCAGGAGCGGGAUGAGGAGUAUGGCUACGAGUGCCUGGACGGCAAGGACUGCACCAGCUUCUUCUGCUGUUUCGAGGACUGCCGCUCCGGGGCCUGGCGGCAUGGGCGGUUGCACAUCCGUGUCGCCAAGAUAGACUCGUACGCUCGCAUCGGUUUCCCCACCGCUUUCGGUCUCUUUAACCUGGUUUACUGGAUCUCCUAUCUCUAUCUCUAGAUCCAGCGUGUAGCCAGACUUAGAAUAU